Molecule: messenger RNA, 2010 nt
Organism: Prorocentrum cordatum
Lineage: Eukaryota; Dinophyceae; Prorocentrales; Prorocentraceae
Source: the annotation of a GenBank genome assembly
GCGCUCGAGCUGGACGCGGUUGGGCUCUGCUGCGUCGGUGGGCUCAACGCGCAGUACAGGCAGUACCAGGAGUCGAUGGACUCCCUGCGGUCGCUGAUCUGCGGCCUGGGCGUCGAGCCGUCCCAGGAGGAGUCGUCCUGGAGCGAUCUGCGGGCCUGCGUGGAGAACCAGAAAAAGGUGUACAACAACCUUGAGCUCCGCGGCGGCCUUGCGGGCCUGAGACUGUGCACAACGGACAUCAAGACCGACGCCGCAGCCCUGGAGUUCCUGAACCUGCACUGGGCCAUCUGGCACCGGGGGACGGAGGAGUACCUCUUUGAGACCGCCUGCAACCAGCCGGGCGGGCCCCUGAGGGGCGUGUCGCUCCUCAGGCUGCAGUGCAAGAGGGCCGACGCUCCGCUCCAGCUGCUCUUCCCGGGGAGGACCCUCGACAACGCCAUCGAGGAGAAGCGCGGAGCCCUGGAGGAUUUCUUCCGCAGGGUUGCGGCCAAGCGGGGGUAUGAUGUACCCCCUGACCUGCCGCCUGCCAAGCCAUCCCAGCGAAGAGAGGGCGCGAACCCGCGCGGUGCUGUCGGCUUGGACAACCCCGGGGAGAACCUGUGCGCGACGAACUCCCUGGCGCAGGUGCUCUUCUCCGCGGGGGGCUUCCGGGAGGCGGUCCUUGCGGACACCACGUUUGCCGAGCAGGGUCUGGGUGCGGCCCUCGGCGGGAGGCAGCUGGUCGCCCGCCUGCGCGCCCUCUUCGCGCAGAUGUCCGAGCCGGGGCGGAAGUCCGCCUCCGUGCGGGACGUGGCGGCCGUGCUGUACGGGGGCGAGCUGGGUGAGCAGCAGGACAGCGACGAGCUGCUCCACCGCGUCUCCGCGCUGCUCCAGGGCGACCUCGGGGGCGCCCCCGGCGCCGUCGGCGACCUCUUCGGCAGGCUCUUCUCGGGGCGCACCUACGAGGUGCACGCGCGCUGCGCCGCCCCCGGCGGCGACGCCGCGCCCGCCUUCGAGCCCCUCGCGCGGACGGCCGACGGCGCCAGCGUCGUCGGCUACCCGCUCUCCGAGGACUGCUCCGACAGGCAGUUCCUCUGCAUCCCGGUGCAGCGGGGCAACCGGACGCUGGCCCAGGCGUUGCGGGACUUCACGGGCUGGACGCGCACUGGGGGCAAAGAGCUGCUGUGGACGCGGGAGCGCUUUCGCGUGCUUCCGCCGUUCCUCUGCUUCGCCGUGCGCGAGGUCACGCAGCUGAACUGGGAGGAGUGCCUCAGCCUCGCGCCCUUCACGGCGCAGCUGACGCCCGAGGCGCUCCUCGCCGGCCUGGAGCUCGCCAUGGCGUCGCAGCCGCCAGGGGGGCCCAGUGGGGCAGAUGCCACCUCGAACGGACGUGCGAGUUCAGAUCCAGCAUGCAGCAGCGACGCGACAGUCAAGGAGGUGCCCAUCGCAGAGCUCCUGAGGGGCGCGCUGGACGAUGAGAAGCUAGAGACUGUCGUGUGUGGUCUGCUGGGUGCCGACACCGCACAGAAGCUCGCAGACCUAGUGUUCGACGGGGGCAUGGACACUCCGAACGAUACCCUGGAGCAGCUGGUCCAGGGUGGCCACUUGACCUCCGAGGACGUGGAGGGCAUUCACCAGAAGCUCUGCAGCUGGAGGCAAGAGCAGCACACGUACGUGGCGCAUGCCCUCAUCAUAUACCAGGGCUUCGGCGGGUUCGGCCACUACGUGUCGUUCGCGCGCCAGGAGGACGCGAGCUGGCUGUGCUUUGAUGAUCAGUUCGUGAACGAGUUCUCCUCGACCGCUGCCGUGCAGGAUCCGAAGGAGGCCAUCGCGGAGAAAGCCACUGGCGCCUUCCCGGCUAGCGUGCGCAUGGUGGUCUACCGCCGCCUGGGGGCGCCGGGUGCCGCCCGCGAGGCGCCCCUGCAGCUGCCCGGCGGCCCACGCGUGGGGCCCGCGGCGGGCGCGGGCCGCGGGGAGGCCAGCGCGGAGCCGGAGGGCGACGACGCCGCCAAGCGCCGAAGGCUGGAGUGA